This is a messenger RNA of Chelonia mydas (Green sea turtle), 2779 nucleotides long. It is a transcript of the gene PTRHD1, whose product is annotated as peptidyl-tRNA hydrolase domain containing 1. Bases 1 to 579 code for a protein of 192 amino acids. Gene Ontology annotation, molecular function: peptidyl-tRNA hydrolase activity. NCBI's taxonomy places the organism in Eukaryota, Metazoa, Chordata, Testudines, Cheloniidae. The transcript has 2 exons. The record is from RefSeq and is a predicted model, not a curated record.
AUGGCGCUGAGCAAACCCUUUUCCCGGCAUGCUCCGCGUAACCGUCAUCCGGUUCCGUACAUUAAGAUGGCGGCGCCUAUCCUGUUUUCCCAGCAUGCCGUGCGUGCUGAUUCCGUACUGCAAGGUGGCAGUGACUGUGCCCCUUUCCCGGCAUGCUCCGCGCCUCUCCCUCCCGACAGGUGUCCGUACGCUAAGAUGGCGGCGCCCGGCGGUAGCUCCGGGCGACGGCUGGUGCAGUACGUGGUGCUGCGGGGGGACCUGCAGCGGGAGCCGCUCUCGUGGCCGCUGGGGGCCCUGGUGGCUCAGGCCUGCCACGCGGCCCUGGCGGUGGUGCACGCGCACUACGGGCAGGCGGACACCGGGGCCUACCUGGCUGAGGGCGGCAGCAUGAGGACGGUGGUGCUGGAGGCCCCGGAUGAGUGUGCCUUGACGACGCUAGCUGGGACUCUGAAGCAACACAACAUCGAUCACAAAGUGUGGAUAGAGCAGCCAGAGAACAUCGCCACUUGCAUCGCACUCAGACCCUACCCCAAAGAGGAAGUGCACCAACAUCUGAAGAAGUUCAGAUUGCUCAAAUGACCUUUACCCUAGCUUCCCAUUAUAGGUCCCUCACCUUCCUUGUGUCAUACAGACUUAACCAGAACAUGUAGCUUUCCUGGGUGCGUCUGGCUGUAAAAAUGGUACAGAUCUAUAUGGAGACAAUAAAGCUGCAUGUGUCCUAAAAGCAUCAUUUUAAGAUGCAUCUGCUGAAGAACUUAUAACCUUUUUACUGCAUGUUGCUGUUAAAGCCAGUGCUCUUCACUGGAGAUGAUGAAACGCCCAUGUCUUUCACUUCCAUGGAAAGGGAUUUUGGUGGAAUGUAUGAAUGCAGCUUAUUCCAGAAUAAAUAUUCACAUAUCAGCUUUGAGCCAUCAAAAUUGCAGUGAGCAAAGAUGGAAAAGAUCUAAUGGCACACUUAGUCUGUCCCCCAGCCAGAGUGGGUUUUUUCCGUACAACAAACUCACUAGAUUGUGUCAAUUCUCAUUUUUAGAUGUCUCCAGGAAUGGAGCUUCCACUGCUUCCAGGGGGAAAAUUAUUCCUUAGACCAACAGGUCUUGCUUUCUAGGGCAGAAUUUUUCUCAGACAUUCAACCUAAAUUUCACCCCAUUAUUCCUAUCUCUGAUGCUGAAUUCUUCUCCUGCCAUGGCCUAUAGAGAAUAGGUAGUAGUGAGAUGUCCUUUAGUUUGUCUUUCAGUCCUGGAGCUGUUUUAGUUCUGUCAAAGUCAGCUCCUCCAGGUCUCUCAUCCUCUUCCUUUCUCCUCUCUGAGCUCUCUCCAGUUUGUCUGGGUCUUCCAAAUGAGUUACCCACAUGCAGUCUGUCCUCUAACAGCUGGGGUGAUGCUGCUGCAUAUGCAGCCCAAAAUCAUAGCUAGCGCAUCGCAUAAGAUGCGUGCAGUUACACACAGGUUUGCAAUUUGUGGUACCCUAUUGUGCUGUAGGUCUCUCAACACUACUGCUGCCUUGCUUUCUCCCUUCCAUGGCCUCCCUGUGAAGCAGAAGACUUAUCCACAGCUGUUUGAUAGUUACCCAGAGUUUGUUUGUGGGGAGCAGCUCUUGUUAAGUGCUAUAGGGCAGCCCUCUACUGGCAGGAUUUGAAAUGAGCAAAUGCUAAGAAAGGGAAAAAUGUAGGUUGAAUACAAGGAAAAGCUUCCAUGGAGCUUUGAAGCCCUGGUGACUUAAUCUUUAGUGUAUGCUGGAAGGAGUGUUCCUGGAUCAGUCACAAGGAGUUGGAGUGGGUGAGCUAACUGACCUCUUCCAUCUCUGACUUCUGUAUGAGGGAUCAUAACUGUCAAAUAACUGCUCUGGGUGACACUGUCAGCUCUGCUGCUGCUCAGCCUUGGUAGCUUUUCUUAGCCUCUUUCUACGUACGGUGAGCACUAUUGCCUUGUCUCUCUCUAAUUCACCUCCGUGUUGCCCCUCUGCUUGGAGUCACAUCUCUGCUCUUUUGCACCCAACAACCUCACUAUCAGUCAGGCUUCUCCCCCAGAUUCACCCCUUUUACCUUUGUUUCAACUGCACAAGCCCUGAUGCUGUUUUCCCCUAAGCAAAAGACAAGGGAAAGCUUAAAAAUCUGCUUUAACAAAAGGAAUGAGUGUGAGUAAAUACAAGUGGUGACGGGAGGGAAGGAGAGCUGUUACUGAAGAUAACAGCUUUGCCCUCUGGGACAGCUGUUCAAAGCUCCCGGUGUUAAGUGGUAAUGCAUUUUGCAUUAGGCCUCAUUUUUGGCAAUUUCUGAUGCCACAUGGCUGCAGAGUCUAAUGGGGAGUUAAAUAAACCCAAGUGUCUUGGUUCAAACCAAGCAUUUAGCUUGUCACCGCAAGGGGUUAAUAUGAUAUGGAUAGAAAUGGUUAAUGAUGCUCUUCAAAGAGGGGGUUAGUGAAGCUAUUUUUUUGGAUAGGAUUUAGAUUAUUCCCCAUGUGUUACAGAGCCAGCCACACUGGGCUAAUGGCCCAGAGCUAGAAAGGGAAACAGACCAAUCUAAAAGCACUGUCCAAGCUAAAGGAAAUGCAAAAAGUAAGAUGCUAGCACUGCUGGUGAGAGAGUGUGCCCCACUUUCUUAACCCCUCUCCAUAUGUGACCCCAUGCAGCUGUAGUUCCCAAUGGAAAAGGCUUGACUGUGUUUUCAUAAACCAGCUUAGUUCUUUAUGCAGGUAAGUCUCAUUUGCUCACGUGUGGCUGUGAAUUGGCAGUUCUUAUUUCAAUAGAACUGGGUUGAAAAUAAACAUGGUUUUCUUUACCA